Molecule: messenger RNA, 1113 nt
Organism: Zeugodacus cucurbitae (melon fly)
Lineage: Eukaryota; Metazoa; Arthropoda; Insecta; Diptera; Tephritidae
Product: influenza virus NS1A-binding protein homolog
Exons: 5
Coding region: 57-977 (306 amino acids)
Molecular function (GO): protein binding
Source: RefSeq, a predicted model, not a curated record
UACGAACACAUACGUAGAAAACCACCGAGCGCAAGACUGAAAAACCAACAACAAGAAUGGGCUCAUCUUGCUCGAAAAACAACAAUGCAACACCAACCACUGAUGUUGUUGUAACCACUAACGAUACCGUUGCAACCACAUACAACGACAGUAAUAGCUGUUUGUUGGCAGUACAAUUUGACAACGAGAAGUCCAUCAGAGUCUUGAAAUACCUCAGCGCCAAGGAUGAAUGGACUAUUUGCCAUGAAAUUCCCGUUAAGGGACUCUACCGCGCGACAAUUGUCAAGCAAUACUUGCUCUUUCACGACUGGCAGAAUGGCGUACGUGUUUGUUGUUAUGACACAACAACACGCGUCAUACGUACACUGAAACCGUUAAAAGAGGAUCAACCGUAUUGGAGUUGUUACUGCGCUACCGAAUUUCAAGAGCGUCUCUACUUAAUCGGCGCUGAUACAGAGGAUAAUCGCAAAGUUUAUGUCUGGGAUCCCGAAAGUGAUGUGUUGACCGAAGCGCCCAAGCUGAAUAUCGGUCGCACACGAACCACGGCACUGAAACAAGAGGGUUAUCUGUAUGUGGCCGGUGGCAUGGUCACCAAAGACGAUAUGGUCAGCUAUAAUGCACGUGAUACCAAUUCAGUAGAACGGUUUAAUCCGCGACGUAACUGUUGGGAACGCUGUGCACCGUUGUUGCAAGCGCGCUGCGUAGCGGGGAUGGCUUCCGCCGGUCGUUUUAUUUACGUUGUGGGCGGUGAUUGCGUGUCGACGCCAACAAAUAUGGUGGAGCGCUACGACACUCGUAUAAACAAAUGGACACAGCUAAUUGCAAUGCAAGUGCCAAAAGUGUUCCCCGCCACUAUAUACUUCAAUAAUCGUCUUACAGUUUGUGGCAACAGUAGCAAUGAUGAGGAUUGUGCUUUAGUAGAGGAAUUCGAUGAGACGACCAAUAAAUGGAUUCGAAAGAAUAAAAUGCCAAUAUAGGGCCCUUUCUCCUAUGUGGUGGCUAAACCAGAGUGGGUCAACCAGUUAGAGGCGCUCAAUUAAACAAAAAAAUUAGAAAAUUUAAGAAAAAAAGUUACAAAAAAAAAAUAAAUAAAAAAUUUGAGAAAAAAAAAUA